AGUACAUCACGUGGAAAUUAAAAUCAUGUGACGAGGAAAAGCUAACAACAGAAAAUGGCUGCAACGGGUGAGAAAGCUGCUGAUAUGGACAGCAUCUCCAGGGUGGUAAUGGCCCAUCCGACUGCGUUAAAUCUGACAGGAACCACCGUCCCUCACGGCGAGAGCUUGGAAGAUGCAGUGGAACCUCUUGCACCAGCGCUCAAGAAGCCAAGCACGAACAGUGAUGGUGGAGUGGAGACGGCAGAGGAGGCUGUGGAGCCUGCAGAACCCGACAUUAAUGAGCUUUGCACUGACAUGUUUGACAAGAUGGCAAUAUUUCUACAAGGAGAACUCACAGCAACAUGUGAGGAUUACCGGCUGCUGGAGAACAUGAACAAGCUGACCAGUCUCAAGUACAUGGAGAUGAAGGACAUCAGCAUCAACAUAAGCCGUAACCUGCAAGACCUCAACAACAAAUAUGCCAGCCUUCAACCUUACCUGGAUCAAAUAAAUCAAAUUGAAGAACAGGUAUCAUCUCUGGAACAGGCUGCUUACAAACUAGAUGCAUACUCCAAGAAGCUUGAGGCAAAAUUCAAGAAACUGGAGAAGCGAUGAGAAGACAUGCUGUCUCUCUUCUCCCCCUCCCCUUACCAGUCCAGCACGGCACUACAAGACAGAAACAACAUCCAGGCAAGCUCAAUUUCACACCUAAAUAAAACGCUUGAGAAACGGACAGUUGGCACUGCUUGAAUCCUAAUGAGCUUCAGCCGGAACGGACGAGAAGAUUAUGGCCAACUCUUUAGAUCCAUGGUAAAGUAUGGCAUACAUUUUAUAAAAGAAAGUAAUUUGCCCCUACUCCUUGUUGAAAAAAGGUGUGCCCCAUCUGGAAAAUGAUCUACAUGGCAGCGUAUUCAGUGUGAUAGAUUUCCCUUACAGUAUUAAAGCCUCAGGUAGGGUUGAUCCAAAAGGCUUUAAGGCAUUGUUAUGUACUUGGACUAAUACUGAUAGAGAACACUUACACAUGGUAUUGCGUAACUGUGUUGAAGGCAGCUGAAGCCAACUCGUUAGAAUGCAGUAUGCUUUGGAAGAGGAGUUUAUUUAGAAUAGAGAAAUUGGAUAAUAUGUAAUGUGUACAUAAGUCGGAGAUGAAAAGUAUUUUUUUUUUUUUUGACCAAUGGAUUGUUAUGCCCUUUCCGUACGGCAAUCAGCAGGUGUCAGUGCUGCACCAUGUUCAAUGUUGCCUCUCAAUACUGGCUUCUACUUUAGUCUUCAUGGCGCAAGUGGUUAACAUAACUAGUUUGUUUGACACGUUUACUCUUACUGGUUAAAAUGUUCUUGGUUGUUCAAAAUGAGACAGCUACUUGGACAUUGAGUUGUCAGUUGACAUUUCCCAACAGUUUUUUAUUGCUUUUCUUUUAUUAUAGUAACUAUUACUAUUUUUUGUUAACCUAUUAUAACAAUUGCUAUUCUGUUACUAUGAUAAAUAAACAGGCUCUUGCACAAUACUAUGUAACCAGUCUGAUAUCACAAUAAGGUUGCAGUUUUGUUCCAAUCCCAAUCACACAACCACUCGAUUCAUGCUGCAGUUGACCCAGGUUUGUUGACAACAGUCGCCAUGAAUCAACAAUGGAGCCUACUCCACCAUCACUAUAAUCCAUAGGUGGGUCAGAGUGUUCGUGGCGCUUGAGCUCCUGAUACCUUCCUCAUCGGGAUAAUUUACAUAUUCGGUUUCUCUGUUAUUCAUUGUGAAACGUAAGUUAAGGCUGAGAGAAUGAAAAAGUAAUUAUGGGUUGAGUAUUUGCCGGAGACGAGGAGCAGGUCACUAAUCUAGAAUCUAUGCGAGUUCUUUUUCACUAUCAAAGGUUUCGCUCUCCGUCAUUCACAACUUUUGCUGUAAACCUACACACCUAUAAUAAUAGCUGUGGGCAGCAGCAUAUAACCUAAAGUAAUUGAGCUCCCCUGUGUUGUUGUGAUCCCAUGUGAGUGUAAGAGGGGAGAGAGGGGCCUAAUCUAAAACAGGUUGUUUUCAUUAUUUUUGCUAAGGCCCCAACACAGAGGGAACUCAUUAUUCAUACUGUUAUAUUGUUUGCAGCAGAGCAGAAACCCCUCCAUCUCCCUCUCUUUCCCCAGGCCCCAGGGCAGUAAUAUGCUCCUGUGUUUUACCGUCUCUGUAUUUUAUCAGAUCUACUUUUGUUUUCGUCUUAAAAUGGGAUAUUUUUUACCGGAGGUUUGUUACUGUAUGUUAUAGAAAAAAUAAGAUUUGUAGGUGUAUCUUAGAUACAAAAUUAUGUUAUCAGAUUGAUAACAUGCCUGGCACAAUAUCCUUCUAAGGUUAUCGUUCAGUGCAUAUGUUAAGAUAUAACAGGUAGGUAUGCACCAGAUCGUUGUUAGGAUACCGGGCAUAAAGUACAUAAACCAGAGGUUAAACAGGGAUUCUGGGUUAAUUCCCACCACCGCCCAGCUUUCCAUACCUCAAUUGCUCCGAUAGGGUGCAUUAUAGCAAGUCAGUUAGCCAACCGGGAAGCAUGCCUCAGUAAAAUACCCCCAAACUCUAAUAGGGAUGGUAGGUUAUGGAAACACCAAUGCACACCAAUAUGUGCAGAUCUAUGUUUUUAUUGGGUAACUUGUCAUCUUAAUCACCAGGACGUUCCUUUUCAGCAAGUUUCUACUUGGAAUCAACACAUUCCUAAUUAAGAAAAGUGUUCCCAUGUUUGAGUUUGGUUGGUGUGUUUAUUUGUUGCUAGGGUAGACCAGACAUCUUUUAAACACUGGGGUUGUCAAGGGGCUUCAUGGGUUUUGGUUUUAAAUUGUAGGUCAAUAAAAGUUGUGUACACUG
Gadus morhua (Atlantic cod) is the source of this 2815-nucleotide messenger RNA. It is a transcript of the gene bloc1s2, whose product is annotated as biogenesis of lysosomal organelles complex-1, subunit 2. Gene Ontology annotation, cellular component: BORC complex; gamma-tubulin complex; BLOC-1 complex. Gene Ontology annotation, biological process: lysosome localization; endosomal transport. The transcript has 5 exons. Gene Ontology annotation, molecular function: gamma-tubulin binding. Lineage: Eukaryota; Metazoa; Chordata; Actinopteri; Gadiformes; Gadidae. The coding region runs from base 55 to 594 and encodes 179 amino acids. The record is from RefSeq and is a predicted model, not a curated record.